CGACCUCCAUGCUUCCUACACAAGCGGGGUUACAGAGAAUCUACCCUUACGUCACCUUUGUUAAUUAAGGCAAAGCAAAUCUACUCAAAACAAGGCUGAAGGCUUCUUCAUAUUCCAUGCGACACAUCUCUCUCUCCCUCUCCCUCUCCCUCUCCCCAUGAGGAUGAAAAUGAAGAUGAAUUCUCCUGCAAUAACCUUAGAAUUCUUUCGCCAUCUACUCAAGAAAGACAGAUGCAUGAACACAGGGAAAUUAGGGUUUUUCCUAUUAUGGUUGCUGUGUUUCACCUCCAUUUUCAUCUUCUUCUUUUUGUAUUCUCCAAAUCCGUUUUUUAGGGCCACUAGGCGCCAAGAAGAACAACCCAGUCAAAAUGUUCUCAUCGUCAAAUCCAAUAAGUACGAUGAGCAGUGCGACUUGUUCACGGGUCGAUGGAUUCCAGACCUGCAAGGAUCGCUUUAUACCAACUGGAGUUGUCCUACCAUACCCGACUCGAAGAACUGCGGCAAGUAUGGCAGGAAGGAUUCCGAUUUUGUGUACUGGAGAUGGAAGCCAGAUCAAUGCGAACUUCCAAGGUUUGAUCCAAAGACCUUCCUGACUUUUUUUCGAGGGAAAAAAUUAGCAUUUAUUGGAGACUCGGUUGCUCGGAACCAAAUGGAAUCGCUUCUCUGUCUCUUAUCUCAAGAGGAGACUCCAACAGACACGUACAAGGAUGUGGAAGAUAGAUUUCGCACAUGGUACUUUCCUUCCUAUAGCUUCACGCUCAUGGUCUUGUGGACAAAAUUCCUGGUGAUGGGAGAGGAGAGAAUGAUCAACGGGUCACUCUCCGGGGUGUUCGACCUGCAUCUUGACAAGGUCGACGGGAAAUGGGCCGACAAGCUUCCCGGAGUGGACUAUGCCAUCGUCUCUGAAGCUCACUGGUUCUUCCGAAAGAACUACUUAUAUGAGGGUGACAUGCUAAUUGGAUGUGUCUUCUGCAAUGAACCGAAUGUCACUGAUCUUGGGCUGGGGUUUGCCAUUCGAAUGGCGUUUCGGACUACACUCAAGUUCAUCAAUGCUUGUAAGGAGUGUAGGAACCUGGUAACUCUGCUAAGGACCUUCUCACCUUCUCAUUUUGAGAAUGGGACGUGGAACACAGGAGGGAAUUGUAAUAGAACAAGCCCUUUAAGUGAAGUAGGGUUGAACUUGGGCGGUACGGAAUGGGAACUCAGGACCAUCCAGGUGGAAGAGGUUGAGAGAGCAAGAAAGAAGGGAGAGAAGAGAGGGAACAAGUUUAAGGCAUUGGAUGUGACCAGGGCAAUGUUGAUGAGGCCUGAUGGACACCCUGGGUCCCAUUGGAACAACAAAGGAAUGGAAGGUUACAAUGAUUGUGUUCAUUGGUGUUUGCCGGGACCCAUCGACGCCUGGAAUGAUUUCUUGAUGCCAGUGCUGAGUUGACUGCUGAAUAGGAUGACCCUUGAUUAAGGGAUAGGGACGGAUGCUAUCAUAUAUACUGUAAACCAGCCUUCAAUUCAUUCAGUUGUUGGUAACAAAGAGAUUGAUUUUGUUCGUUCAAAUUUAAUUUAAUUUACUUCAUGAUCCUGGUUAAAUGUAUCUAUAUUGAUAGAACCCUCUUUUAUCUUUAGGUCCAUGUAAUGUUUUGGGCCUGGGCCGUUGCAAGCCAUUAACAGAAAACCUCCUACUCAUGCUUCACAAAUUCCAUGGAAAAGACAAAUGAUUAACAUACAUUGUUUCUGAUAAACAAAGUAUGAAUUGUUUCAUUAUAUGAUAUAUCAAAAAUAAGGUGAUGUGCCCUGUACCAAUAUGCCUUGUGCAAAAUUAUAUACAGUCCCCUGUAGAAACAGCAAAUAUAAUGUCUAUCACUUGGCUGCAAAAAUAAAGAGGAAUUAAGAUCACGACCGCCUCUAAAAUUAAGAACUAAAGUUGGAUCAUUUGUUCCUUUUUCCCAAUCAAAUCUAUCUCAAGGUACCUCUUGCCUUUAAAAAAUACACCUAUUUCUCACUCUAUAGRCUCCCGUGAAUGGCAAAAGCAGACACCCCUUUUGUUGAGCCCUUUAAUGGGCUAAAUAUCUAUAGGAGAUGAGAUGCCCUUCAAGAUAAGCUGUUGCCAUCCAAAACUCUAAUGGGACCAGGCUUUAGAAUAGAACUCACAAUCAAGUAGCAGGAGGCCAAUUCAGUCCUUC
This is a messenger RNA of Nelumbo nucifera (sacred lotus), 2177 nucleotides long. RefSeq names its product TRICHOME BIREFRINGENCE-LIKE 22 (gene TBL22). The record is from RefSeq and is a predicted model, not a curated record. NCBI's taxonomy places the organism in Eukaryota, Viridiplantae, Streptophyta, Magnoliopsida, Proteales, Nelumbonaceae. Gene Ontology annotation, cellular component: Golgi apparatus. Gene Ontology annotation, molecular function: O-acetyltransferase activity.